AUGCGUCGUGAAGGAAGAUGUGCCUCUUAUGAUCAAGAUACGCCACCUUUAGGACAAGGUACGCCACCUAUAAUCAAGGUGCACUAUCUUGGUGAAAGGUGCCACUAUUGUGUGCCUCAUUGUGCUCCGAGUGUUACUUACGAUAGCAAAGCCAUUGUUAUCAAUGGCGAAAGAAGAAUUCUCAUCUCUGGUUCCAUACAUUACACCAGAAGCACCCCUGAGAUGUGGGAAGAUCUUGUAAAGAAGGCGAAAGAUGGAGGGCUUGAUGUGAUUGAUACUUACGUGUUUUGGAAUGUUCAUGAGCCGUCUCCCGGCAAUUAUAAUUUUGAAGGGCGAUAUGAUCUAGUGAAGUUCUUGAAGACAGUGAAAAAAGCAGGGAUGUAUGUUCAUCUUCGAAUCGGACCUUAUAUUUGUGCAGAAUGGAAUUUUGGAGGAUUUCCAGUUUGGUUGAAGUAUGUUCCCGGGAUUAGUUUCAGAACCGAUAAUGAGCCAUUUAAGAGUGCGAUGAAAGGGUUCACCGAGAAGAUAGUGAAUUUGAUGAAGAGUGAAAAGAUGUUUGAAUCUCAAGGAGGCCCAAUUAUUCUUUCACAGAUUGAAAAUGAAUAUGGAUCGGUAGGAAAGGCAUAUGGAGGUGCUGGACAUAACUACAUGACUUGGGCUGCAAAUAUGGUUGUAGAAUUGGGGACAGGUGUCCCAUGGGUCAUGUGCAAACAAGAUGAUGCCCCCGAUCCCAUUAUUAACACGUGCAAUGGUUUUUACUGCGAUGAAUUUUCACCAAACAAGCCUUACAAACCCACAAUUUGGACCGAGGCUUGGAGUGGAUGGUUCACGGAAUUUGGCGGUCCGGUCUACGAGAGGCCGGUUCAAGAUUUGGCAUUUUCCGUUGCGCGGUUCAUACAAAAGGGCGGCUCAUUCUUUAAUUACUACAUGUAUCAUGGAGGCACAAACUUUGGUCGUUCUUCUGGAGGCCCAUUCAUCACUACUAGUUACGAUUAUGAUGCUCCACUUGAUGAAUAUGGUUUAAUAAGGCAACCAAAAUAUGGUCAUUUAAAAGAGCUUCACAAGGUUAUUAAGGAAUGUGAGCUUGCUUUAGUUUCAUCAGAUCCUAUUAUCACCUCUUUAGGAAGCCUCCAACAGGCUCAUGUAUUCUCUCCUAAAUCACAAUGUGCAGCUUUUUUGUCAAAUUAUGAUCCGAAUAAUGCUGCAAAAGUGACAUUUAAUAAUGUGCAUUAUACGUUACCCCCUUGGUCUAUUAGUAUCCUACCUGAUUGCAAAAAUGUUGCUUUUAAUACAGCUCAAAUUGGAGUUGAAUCAACCAAAAUGGAGAUGUUAUGGAGUGAUUCAAAGAUGUUUUCAUGGGAGACAUAUAAUGAAGAUUUAAAUAUUGUUGAUGAAAGUUCUAUAAUUACUUCAAUGGGUUUAUUAGAGCAAAUUAAUAUAACAAGAGAUACUAGUGAUUAUCUUUGGUAUACAACUAGUGUUGAUGUUGAUUCAUCUGAAUCUUUUUUGCAUGGAGGAGAGCUUCCAAAGCUUUUGGUGCAAUCAAGGGGACAUGCUCUUCAUGUGUUUAUAAAUGGAGAAUAUUCAGGUUCUGGUUUUGGAACAAGAAAACAUAGGAAAGUUAUGUAUAAAGAAAAGAUCAAUUUACAUGGUGGAAUCAAUAAAAUUGCACUACUUAGUGUUGCCAUGGGAUUACCGAAUAUUGGAGGACAUUAUGAAACAUGGGAGACUGGAGUUUUAGGUCCAGUGGCUUUGUAUGGUUUUGACAAAGGGAAAAGGGACUUGUCAUGGGUCAACUGGAGUUACAAGGUUGGUCUAAAGGGAGAGUCCAUGAAUCUCAUCUCCUCAAAUCCUACAUCUUCUAUCAAAUGGACUCAAGAUUCUUUAAUCACUCAAAAACAGCAACCAUUAACAUGGCAUAAGGCUUACUUCAUUGCACCUAAGGGUGAUUCACCAUUGGCUCUUGACAUGAAUAGUAUGGGAAAAGGUCAAGCAUGGGUCAAUGGUCAAAGCAUAGGAAGAUAUUGGACAACUUUUGCUUCUGGUAAUUGUCAAGGGUGUCAUUAUGCUGGGACCUACCGCCCGUUGACUUGUCAACUCGGAUGUGGUCAACCAACCCAAAGAUGGUAUCAUGUGCCUAGAUCUUGGUUAAAACCAAAAAAUAAUUUAUUGGUGAUUUUUGAAGAACUUGGUGGGGACCCCACUAAGGUUUCACUAGUGAAAAGAUCAAUAACAAGUAACUAACAACAAUUUGGAUUUGAGAAUUUAGUCUUUAUUAAUGUUGUUGUUGACCAAUUUGUACAAUAAUAGAGGAGGAUAUAGAUACGUUGUCAUUUUUACUGAUGAUUUCAGUAGAUUUGGUGAGAGCCUUUUAAUGGAAAACUUGAGUACCAAAUUUGUAGUGUCAAAAAUGUCAAUGGUGUGGUUUGUGUAAGUGUUGUAAUGGGAGAUAAGAUGAAUCCCUAGAAUUAGCUUAUUUGUUUAGGAGUUGAUUUUUUUUUAUAGUGAAAGUGAGUGAUUUAGGAAGGAAUAAAUUGGUUUGUACAAUUGAAUCCCAUAUUUUUGUUGUUGGAAUGCACUUUUGGUA
This is a messenger RNA of Lactuca virosa, 2587 nucleotides long. Lineage: Eukaryota; Viridiplantae; Streptophyta; Magnoliopsida; Asterales; Asteraceae. The record is from the annotation of a GenBank genome assembly.